AUGUUCCGCGAAUAUCUGCUCAAAGUUGCCAAGACAACCCUCAGCUCGAAAAUUGUGCACGUCGCACACGAUCACUUCGCAGAGAUUUGCGUGGACGCGGUCCUCAGGUUGAAGGGUUCAGGAAACCUAGAAAACAUUCAAAUCCUCAAGAAGGCUGGAGGAUCUAUGCGGGAUUCGUUUCUUGCACCAGGCUUUAUUCUAGACAAGAAGAUUGGGGUUGGACAGCCGAAGCGUGUUGAGAAUGCCAAGAUUUUGAUUGCGAACACUCCUAUGGACACUGACAAGAUCAAGAUUUAUGGAGCCAAGGUGAAGGUUGAUUCUCUCAGCAAGGUUGCAGAGAUUGAGCAAGCGGAAGCAGCAAAGAUGGUGGCAAAAUGCGACAAAAUCAUGGCGUGUGGUUGCAACGUCUUUAUCAAUCGCCACAUCAGCCCCGAAAGCUUUCCAUACUUUGCGGACAGGGGCGUCAUGGCAAUCGAACACGGCGAUUCCGAUGGAAUCCAACGACUUUUUCUAGUACCUGCCGCCCCUCCCCCUCCUCCUCCUCCAUCCCUUCCUCCCUCCUUCUCCAUCCCCUUCGGCUCUUCUCCCUCCACCUCCCGCACUCUCACCAGGUCGAAGAGCUUGAAGACGUCUGCCUCGUGCAAGAGAGCGUCGUUGUCAACAUACAGCCUGUGA
Molecule: messenger RNA, 675 nt
Organism: Guillardia theta CCMP2712
Lineage: Eukaryota; Cryptophyceae; Pyrenomonadales; Geminigeraceae
Exons: 1
Coding region: 1-675 (224 amino acids)
Biological process (GO): protein folding
Cellular component (GO): chaperonin-containing T-complex
Molecular function (GO): ATP binding; ATP-dependent protein folding chaperone
Source: RefSeq, a predicted model, not a curated record